GGGCUCCGGGAGUGCACAGCCGUGGCCCCCAGCUAGGAGGAUGGGAAAAGCCGCGGAAGCCCAGGAUGCCGGCGAGGCGGCACGGCGGCGCCCACUGUCAUCGCAGGUAACAAGACUGGAUUUUGUGAACAGAUAGAUAUGUUUUUAAAUAGAUUCCUCUGAUCCUCUGGAAGCAUUGUGGAAAGAUGCUGACCAUCUUUCUGAAGUAGAAUCUCCAUGGCCUGAACAUUUCUUGAGCAAAAUAUCUGAUUGAUAACAAGGCAGCCACAUCAAGAUGGUUGGGAAACUGAAGCAGAACCUACUACUGGCCUGUCUGGUGAUUAGCUCCGUGACGGUGUUUUACUUGGGCCAGCAUGCCAUGGAGUGCCAUCACCGAAUAGAGGAGCGUAGCCAGCCAGUCAGAUUGGAGAACACAAGAAGUACCAUGCGAUCUGGCUUGGACAUCAAAAUCAACAAAACCGUUGCCUAUCACAAAGAUAUGCCUUUAAUAUUUAUUGGAGGUGUGCCUCGGAGUGGAACCACACUCAUGAGGGCCAUGCUAGAUGCACACCCAGAUAUUCGCUGUGGAGAAGAAACCAGGGUCAUCCCUCGCAUCCUGGCCCUGAAGCAGAUGUGGUCCCGGUCCAGUAAAGAGAAGAUCCGCCUAGACGAGGCUGGUGUCACUGACGAAGUGCUGGAUUCGGCCAUGCAAGCCUUCCUACUGGAGAUCAUUGUCAAGCAUGGCGAACCUGCCCCAUAUUUAUGUAACAAAGAUCCUUUUGCCCUGAAAUCCUUGACUUACCUUGCUAGGUUAUUCCCCAAUGCCAAAUUCCUCCUGAUGGUCCGGGAUGGCCGGGCAUCAGUACAUUCAAUGAUUUCUCGAAAAGUUACUAUAGCUGGAUUUGACCUGAACAGCUACAGGGACUGUUUGACCAAGUGGAACCGUGCCAUAGAGACCAUGUAUAACCAAUGCAUGGAGGUUGGUUAUAAAAAGUGCAUGUUGGUGCACUACGAACAGCUCGUUUUACAUCCUGAACGGUGGAUGAGAACACUCUUAAAAUUCCUCCACGUUCCCUGGAACCAGUCAGUAUUACACCAUGAAGAAAUGAUUGGGAAAGCUGGGGGAGUAUCACUGUCAAAAGUGGAGAGAUCGACAGACCAGGUCAUCAAGCCUGUCAACGUGGGGGCUCUGUCAAAGUGGGUUGGGAAGAUCCCUGCAGAUGUUUUACAGGACAUGGCAGUGAUUGCGCCCAUGCUUGCCAAGCUUGGAUAUGACCCAUACGCCAAUCCUCCUAACUACGGGAAGCCAGACCCCAAGAUCCUUGAAAACACCCGAAGGGUCUAUAAAGGAGAAUUUCAACUACCUGACUUUCUUAAAGAAAAACCCCAGACUGAGCAAGUGGAGUAGUAGUGGAGCCUGGACGCUGUCACAGUGAGGGAAGACUACUGCUGUCCCCUGCUGAUGUCUCCUGUUCUCCUGCCACUGAGGGAGGAGGUGCUGCUCACAUGGGCAUGCUGACUGAUUCCAAGGACGCCCAUAGACCAUGGAGGAGGAGCCCAGAGGGGACGCCUGCUUCGGUUGGAACUGCUCUUAUCCUUACCGGAUUCCAAACUUGGAUUUCAAGGGGAGGGUUUACAAAUCUCAUUCUGUAAGCAAAAAUUGGGAUGUUUCAUUUUGGAAUAGGUUGUCUAUACACGUUCCAAUGUUUUGUAGAACACCUGUGCCUGUUUAAAUGUAUUGCUGUGGAUAAUAUCAAAUGUCUUAAUUAUUUAAAUAAUUACUUGUAUUGUUUCUGAGAAGUUGGGAAACUACCGUAUACAUUUACAACUUAAUGACUUUUGUAUUUUAUUUUUCAAAAUAAAAGCUUUAAAUGUGAAA
Jaculus jaculus (lesser Egyptian jerboa) is the source of this 1858-nucleotide messenger RNA. RefSeq names its product tyrosylprotein sulfotransferase 1 (gene Tpst1). Gene Ontology annotation, cellular component: Golgi apparatus. Bases 275 to 1387 code for a protein of 370 amino acids. The record is from RefSeq and is a predicted model, not a curated record. The transcript has 7 exons. Gene Ontology annotation, biological process: peptidyl-tyrosine sulfation. NCBI's taxonomy places the organism in Eukaryota, Metazoa, Chordata, Mammalia, Rodentia, Dipodidae. Gene Ontology annotation, molecular function: protein-tyrosine sulfotransferase activity.